Molecule: messenger RNA, 593 nt
Organism: Hibiscus syriacus
Lineage: Eukaryota; Viridiplantae; Streptophyta; Magnoliopsida; Malvales; Malvaceae
Product: RNA-binding protein 25-like
Exons: 3
Coding region: 1-498 (165 amino acids)
Biological process (GO): mRNA processing
Source: RefSeq, a predicted model, not a curated record
AUGGAGGCACUUGAUCCUCUUGUUAUGCUGGUUCUUCGGGCUGCUCCGGCUCGUUGUCGACUUCGUCAAUAUCUUGCAUUAGUUGUUGAAGCUCUGGAUAAGGAUCGUAAUGAUGAGGAUAGAAAUCGCAACAGAGACAAGACCAAAGAGAAAAUCCCUGACCGGGAUAGAGACAGGGAACAUGGACAGGGUAAGGUGAAAACAACCGAUAACCAGAAACUUUUGGAUGCAAAACAAUUAAUUGAUAUGAUUCCAAAGACCAAGGAGGAGCUAUUUUCAUAUGAGAUAAACUGGAAUGUUUAUGACCAGCAUGCACUGCAUGAGAGAAUAAGACCCUGGAUUUCAAAGAAAAUUAUGGAGUUCUUGGGAGAAGAAGAGAAAACUCUGGUUGAUUACAUCGUAUCGAGUACUCAGGAACAUGUCAAGGCUUCUCAAAUGUUGGAGCUGCUGCAGUCUAUAUUAGAUGAGGAGGCAGAGAUGUUUGUGCUUAAGAUGUAGAGGAUGCUGAUAUUUGAAAUUAAAAAAGUGGAGACUGGUCUGGCUUUGCGUUCGAGAUCCUGAUCUAACAUUGAUGCCGUGCUGGCGGUUCAUGU